Rhagoletis zephyria (snowberry fruit fly) is the source of this 3682-nucleotide messenger RNA. RefSeq lists its product as uncharacterized. The record is from RefSeq and is a predicted model, not a curated record. Lineage: Eukaryota; Metazoa; Arthropoda; Insecta; Diptera; Tephritidae.
GUCAAAGUCGGCAAAACCAAUGUAGCGGUUUCGGGAAUGCGCCACCUUCAGUUCAUUUCACCAUGCAAUUUUGGAAUGUCAACUACAAAUCUUGGAGUCGUAUUUCAAACAAGUGGCCAUAUUCAGACACUCAUCGAAAAGAUUUGCGCUACAGACAAUGGUCGUGGAGACUUAGAAGAGGUCUUCAUUCAACCAAAUCUAAAUUAGUGGGGUUUUUGCAGAAAGCACGUCGAUCAAGUAUGCCGGAUGUAAGCUACUUCCAAAAUACAACCAAUCAGCAGCUCACAAGUCAUCGCUUGCCCAAACUCCGUUUGCCGAAAUUCGACGGCAAGUACACAGAAUAUUCACGUUUUAUGCACACCUUUGAAUCGCUUGUGCAUGACGACGCUUCGUUGACCACAAUUGAUAAAUUUAAUUACUUGAUGGACUGUUUGUCGGGACCUGCGCGAGCUGUGGCCGAACCAUUUGAGGUUACGGAAAGUAAUUAUCCACGUGCACUUCAGCGAUUAAAGGAACGCUUCGAUAACAAAACGCUUAUUUUCAUACUAAUCGAUAAUGUCGCUUCAAUUAAGGGAGCCUUACUCUCAUUAGGAUCUGAGAAAAAUAUCAUGGAAGCGCUAUUAAUUAACAUAAUUCUCACUAAACUAGAUGCUGAUUCGAAGCGGGCGUACGAUGAAAAACAAGAUUUCAAGGAGCUUCCAUCAUUUGAGAGUUGCUAUACUCUUCUAAGUCAUCGCUGCCAGUUGCUCGAAAGCUGGACUAAACAAUCGAAUAUUGCUGAAGCUAACCAUCAAACACGAAACAAGGAAAGGAAAGGGAACCAUUAGAGUAUUAUGAAUUAAAUACGAUCACCUACGGUACCGCAUCUGCGCCUUUCUUGGCAAUUCGAAGUUUGGUUUUCAUUGCUGAGCAUUAUCGCGAUAGCUUCCCGAUCGGAGCUGAGAUGUUGGAAUCGGAUUUCUACGUAGAUGAUUUACUCACGGGGGCUGAUAGUGUAGACGACCUGCGUAAGCGAAAACUUGAACUCAUCCAGAUAUUAGAAAAAGCAAAACUUCAACUUUCAAAAUGGAACAGCAACUGCACCGAUAUAUUUGAGUGCUCCAAUGAUGUGAACAUUCAAUUGAUGGAAACCAAUUACUGACACGUUUUGCUUCCAAUAUGAUGAUAAGCCUCCAGAACAUAUAACCAAACGAUCAAUUCUAUCUACAACCGCGAAAAUAUUCGACUUACUUGGAUUGUUAAGCCCCGUUGUCAUACGAUGCAAAAUGCUACUGCAGUCUGUAUGGAUACACGGAUUAGGAUGGGAUGAUGAGCUACCAAAACCACUACAAGACACCUGGACAGACAUUCGAAAAGACUUGGCGAAUAUCAAUUCAAUCACUACUCCAAGGUAUGUACUAACAUCAUUAGCACACAAAGCAGAGGUACAUGGGUUUGCGGAUGCAUCCGAGCGUGCGUAUGGAUGCUGCAUUUAUAUCCGCAACAUUGGUAAUGAAGCACAUGAGUCGCGCUUACUUGUCGCAAAGUCAAAGGUUGCACCAGUGAAAGCCCAAUCACUGCCAAGACUGGAACUGUGCGCGGCACUGCUGUUAGUUCAAACUUGGAAAAAAUUUAGAGUCAAGUUGGAACCUUAUAUUAGCAAGACGUAUUUUUGGACCGAUUCUACGACCGUUAGAUAAAGAUGCAUUCCACAACCUUAAACUCUUUCGUAGCGAAUAGGGUAUCUGAAAUUCAGUCAGUUUCUGACCUAGUCAUCUGGCGUCAUGUACCAUCGAAAUGCAAUCCAGCGGACAUCAUAUCCCGCGGUUGCAGUGCUUCCGAGCUACCAAGCACAUUUUGGUUCAGUGGACCACAGUUUUUAGCAGAUGAUAUCAGUACGUGGCCUCAGCUUAGCAUCGACGUGACUUUGCCGAUCGAAGGACAACGAAAACGUAUGCCAGCACUUUGUUGCUAAAUUAGCAUUCAAUCUAAAAUUGUUUUGGAUAUUGUAAACCGAAAUUCUUCGUUUACACGAAUCCUUCAUAUUAUUUCAUAUAUUCAUCGUGUACUCAACAACAUUCCAACCAAUAGGCAUUUGUCAACGACGCUUUAUAUUUUGUAGUUGCAGCCAUACAACAUGAAUGUUUCUCCUCGGAAAUUGUUGCUCUUCAAAAAGACAAACCCCUGAAUCCAUCGCUGCAAAAACUGUCGCCGUUCUUGGGUGAGUUGCAAAUCUACAACAAACUCAAAGUGGUAGUCAGAUAGGGCGGCCGACUAUUGCGUGCUCCAAUUCCGGUGGAAGCGAAAUUCCCCCUCAUGUUACCUAAGGAUCAUCGCUUUACAUGGCUGUAUAUCCAACAUCUGCACUACUCACACCUUCACGCAGGCCCAAAGGUCUUAUUGGGGUUACUACGACAACGCAUUUGGAUCGUGAAUGCUCGUGAAGUUGUGCGCAAAGUAGUGCGCAAAUGCAUACAUUGUUUUAAAUACCGGCCUAAGUUGUUGCAACAAAUUAUGGGAAACCUGCCUGCCGACCGCUUGAAGGCACAACUACCGUUCUUGAUCUGCGGAGUUGGCUUUUGUGGCCCAUUCGCCAUCUCCUAUCGUAUCAGAAGCAAGUGCACAUGGAGUUAGUUUCUGACCUUUGCAGUGAAGCCUUCAUUGGCUGCCUUAAGCGGUUUUUCAGCCGGCGAGGUAUACCAAAGACUAUCUAUUGCGACAAUGCUACCAAUUUUGUAGGAGCAGGUAGGUUUUAAGCGAAUGUAAAAGGAAGCUGAUUAUAGAGUACUCGUCAAUCAAGGGCAUCGAUUUCCAGUUCAUUCCACCUCGAUCUCCUCACUUCGGCGGCCUAUGGGAGGCGGCAGUAAAAUCUGCCAAGCAGUUGUUCGUGAAGCAUUUGUCGCAGGCUCGCUUAACAUAUGAAGAGCUCUUAACUGUUGUCACCGAGGCAAAAGGAAUUCUCAACUCACGUCCAUUGGCAGUCAUGUCCGAUGACCCAAACCUUACGCCAUCUCACCUUCUCAUUGGAACUUCAAUGCAGUCAAUACCUGAAGUCGCACCUGACGUCAAUAAAUUGUCUCACUUGUCAAGAUGGCAGCGUAUAACGAGUCUGAAACAACAAUUUUGGCAACAGUGGCAGCGUGAUUACAUUCACGAAUUACAGCAACGUUCCAAAUGGUCGACGCCGCAUAGCAAUAUUCACCUUGGACAACUCGUCAUCGUACAUGAAGAUAAUAUGCCACCGCAUAAGUGGUUAUUAGCUCGUGUGGUCAACAUUGUACCUGGCGCUGACGGAAAGGUACGCGUAGCGGAUGUGAAAAUAUCUAGGGGAAUCCUGCGUCGAGCAAUACAUAAAUUGGCUUCCUUACCAUCCAAUAAUUGAAAGUUCCUUCCAAUGGGGGCAGAAUGUUGAAUCAUAAUAUAGUUUAUAACUUGCACUUGUUUUAGUAUUUGUAAUCUGGCAGCUUUGUUUUUAUUCUCUGUAAUUUCACCUCAUCCUAUGUAUGCAUAUGUACUUAUUGCUACUGAAAUAAAUUUACUCACUCGCGAUCCAACUCUGGCAAGAGACAGAACUCGAAUCUGACAACAUUUUUACUUCAAUUAAACAGAUACUUCCUCCUCUCCUUCUCCUGGCGAGAGGCGUGGAAAACAUCGUGUUCAAUCCCAUCACUGUGGACCUUGAUCUUCCGCAGAACCGCCCAUU